Molecule: messenger RNA, 2279 nt
Organism: Clarias gariepinus (North African catfish)
Lineage: Eukaryota; Metazoa; Chordata; Actinopteri; Siluriformes; Clariidae
Gene: lrit3a
Product: info leucine-rich repeat, immunoglobulin-like and transmembrane domains 3a
Exons: 4
Coding region: 38-1921 (627 amino acids)
Molecular function (GO): protein binding
Source: RefSeq, a predicted model, not a curated record
UGUGUGUGAUGUGAGUGUGUGUGUGUCUCAGUGAAGGAUGCGGUGUGUCCUGGCUGUUCAGGUGCUGCUGUCCUGUUGGAGCGUCGUGCGGCCGUUUUGCCCCUCGCAGUGCACCUGUGUGUUCCAUGGCACCAGGACGGUGCUGUGUAACGACCCCGACACGGCCGAGAUCCCCGUCAACGUCCCGCUGGACACAGUGAAGCUGCGUGUGGAGAAAACAGCGGUGCGGCGAGUAAAAAACGAGGCGUUCUACUACCUCACCGAGCUCAGGUAUCUGUGGCUCACCUACAACUCCAUCAGCUCGGUGGACCCUGAGAGCUUUUACAACCUGAAGGUCCUGCACGAGCUUCGUCUGGAUGGAAAUCAAAUCUCCACGUUCCCCUGGGAGUCUCUCAGAGAGAUGCCCAAUCUCAGGGUGUUGGAUCUGCACAAUAAUCGCUUAACGAGCAUUCCUGUAGAAGCUGCAGCGCACCUGGUUAACAUCACAUACCUGGACCUUUCCAGCAAUAAGUUAAACACCUUGCCUUCUGAUCUUCUGGACAUCUGGGGACCCGUUUCUGGAAUGAAUCCCAGUGGUAGUACCUCUGAGAAGAUUGUACUGGGGAUCCAGGACAACAUGUGGUACUGCGACUGCCGCAUAUCCAAACUUAUCGAAAUAUCCAAAAUGGCAGAAGGUCCUGUGGUGCUAAUAGACCAGUUGGUGACCUGCAGCGGCCCAGAGAACCUGGCUGCGGUUCUGUUUAAACGAGCAGAACUGGAUCAGUGCAUUAAACCAACGGUGAUGACUUCAGCUACGAAGAUCACAUCUUCCCUCAGCAGUAAUGUGCUCCUGCGCUGUGAUGCUACAGGUUACCCUACCCCAACCCUGCUGUGGAGCCGAGAGGACGGUUCAGCGCUCAGUAGCCCAGUUGUGCAGGAAUCCCCAGGUGAAGGUGUUCGGUGGUCCAUCCUUAGUCUUCAGGGAAUCGCAUUGAAGGACACCGGUGUUUAUCGCUGCAAGGCAAGGAACGUUGCUGGAAGUUCAGAAUCCACCAUCAUGCUAUCUUUAGCUGAGGUGAACCUCACAACUCCAUCUCCUUCCUUCAACAUAUCUUCUUCUGCUGUUACAGAAGCAAUUAACUCUAUCACCAUCACUUCCAACACCACCACCACCACCACAACCACAACCAAGCCAUCUCUGACUACAUCGCCAUCUAUAGCGAGCAAGUUGAACUUAGGUCCAGGUGGAGGCAUCCAGAGAUCUCCACCUGAUAAAAAUAUAUACAGGAUGGAGCAGAGCAAAAUCAGCAUCAAGAAUAAAUCUAGAAAGAAAGGCAUCUCGUACAUCAGAGAUGUUGAGGUGGUUGAGGAAACAGGAGACAGUGCAGUUGUGACAUGGAUGAGUGAGGGGUUUCCCAGUGAAUCACCCAUGUCAGUGGUGUACUUUCCAUACAAUGCAGAGGAGAUAAAGGAGACCGUGGACACUGAAGUUGGAAAUGGUAAGCUUCUACUCGAGAACCUGUUUCCAAACCAGAUGUACACAGUGUGCUUGGUUCCCCAAAUUGGAAAGGAGCAAUGUGUGAAUUUUAUCACUCUGAAUUCCAUUACAGAUGUUGGUUCCAACAGGUGGCUGUUAAUCGUUAGUGGUAUCGCUUGUGUUUUUGCGCUUCCUCUCAUUGUUCUCCUUCUCUACAAAAUUUCGCUGCUGUACUGUCAGAGGAGCGGCAGGAACGCUGAAGUGGAUCACGAUCUUUCCAAAGAGACUUACGUGAAAUUUGAGGCUCUCGCCAUGCAGCAGGGGAUGCUGAACGGACAGGCGAGUGAACUCUGGACUCGACGGCUGACGCAGGAAUCGGAGAGGAUGCUCCUUUGUUCACGUUCAAGUAUAGACUCACAAAUGACCUACAAAAGUGAUAAUUCACGAUCUGAGUACCUUUGCUAGCCCUAAGCUAGCAAAAUGAACCAGGAACAGUAAUGAUUUCUUGCUUUGUGAGCCAAUGAAACAAAAUGAGUUAUGUCCUUACUUUUUUUUUUUUUUUUUCAUUGGUGUAGGUGCUGUAGCACUGUGGGUUUUGUGGUAAAAUUCUUUGUUUUUUGUUGUUGGUGAUGCCUGAUAGAAGCAUAGGCACCUCUGUGUAUGUGUAGUAGCCCAUCCGAAAGAAAUUCUAUCAUGUAGAAAGUGUUUUACAGUAUAUGUAAUGGUAUACCGAAAUGGUAAAAUCAACUGUAUUGGAUCAGCCACACUGUGACAUUUUCAUCUACCUCACUGACAGCAAGCAUCCUCUGACUGGUAACAAGCU